Magnolia sinica is the source of this 1518-nucleotide messenger RNA. RefSeq lists its product as uncharacterized. The record is from RefSeq and is a predicted model, not a curated record. The transcript is spliced from 5 exons. The coding region runs from base 1 to 1518 and encodes 505 amino acids. Lineage: Eukaryota; Viridiplantae; Streptophyta; Magnoliopsida; Magnoliales; Magnoliaceae. Gene Ontology annotation, molecular function: RNA-DNA hybrid ribonuclease activity; nucleic acid binding.
AUGGCGGAAAGCAUUGCUCUAGCUCAAGAAUUAGUUAGGGAGAUUAACAGGAAGGUUCGUGGAGGCAACAUCGUCAUCAAGUUAAACAUGGAGAAGGCCAUGAUAGUUCUUAUAAACGGUAAGGCAGCAGGCUUCUUCAAGUCGUCUAAAGGGAUCCACCAGGGAGACCCCUUAUCUCCAAGUCUAUUCAUCCUAGCAGCUGAAGUCCUUAGCAGAGGACUAUUAAAUUUUUUGGAUAAGAGUUCGUGUACUCCUUUCAAACUUAGAAGGGGCUGUCCGCGGGUGUCUUACUUGCUAUACCCGGAUGACACUCUUCUUUUCCUCAACGGUAGUCAGAACUCUCUCAAGAACAUCCUGGAGUUUCUCAAAUCAUAUAAAUGUGCUUUAGGCCAGAAGAUUAAUACCCGAAAGAGUGCCCUCUUCUGUUCAGCCAAACUCCCUUCACACAGGGUCAGAUUGAUAGAGAGAUUACUCGGCAUCAACAAGGCCACUUCUAGCAUAAUGCACCUGAGAGUUCCCUUGGCUUUCGGUAGGGUGAAGCAAUGGUUGGCAGGCAAGAUGCCUAUCUCAGGCCGGGUGGCUUGUCUUAGUCCAGCAUGUCCUUGGGGGACCCCGGUUCACUCGAUCGCUGCCUCUCAUCUGCCAGCCCAAGUUACUGCGAUGUUGGAGAAGCCGUUUGCCAACUUCUUGUGGGGCUGGUUUAAAGGCAAGAAGAAGCUACAUUUGAAGGGAUGGAAAACCAUUGGGCUGCCUAAAGCUGAAGGAGGGCUGGGUAUAAGGAGGCUUUUUAAAUUUAUGUACGCCCUCAAGAUGAAGCUGGGUUGGGCGGUGAAGUUUAAGGAGGAGGCCAGCCUUUGGAGCAAGUUCAUGUCAGCAAAACGCAUAUGGCCCUUCACUCCUUCUGGAGAGUUCUUCGUCCGCUUAGCCUGGGAGUUGAGCAGAUUGCGCAGUCCCCUCAGAGCUUGGUCAAGAUGGGUCUGGCACGCUAAGCUUCCCCCUAGGAUUUCCAUGUUCACCUGGAAAAUCCUGAUGAAGGUUGUCCCAGUAGAUGAAGUGGUUCAGAGUAGGGGAGUCCAUCUUGCCUCCAGAAACUCUGUAAGAUUCGAUGAGAAGUCUAUUUCGGUGGUGUCGGUAAUUGCCAAGAUCAGGAGGUGGCUCUUUCUAAUUGCCACCCAGCCCCCUAGUAAGUUAGCCAAGCAACUCAACGUAGAGAUCGCAGUCGAGCUUCGGAUUUUUGCGGCUCCCUCUUUUGUUAGACCCCCGAGGUUUGUAAAAUGGAAGAAACCAGAUCCUGGUUGGGCAAAGCUUAAUGUCGAUGGAUCGGCAAGGGGAAAACCAGGUCUUUCUAGAGGUGGAGGCGUCUGUAGAGAUGAUAAAGGUGAUUUCGUUUUUGGGUUGGCGGUUGGUUAUGGAGUAGGUUCCAACACAUAUGCGGAACUCUGGGUAGUUCACAAUGUUCUCGCUAUCUGUUUCAAUUUCGGCCUAUCUAGAGUUGUGGUGGAAUUGACUCUAAACUAG